GAUCAUCGGGUGAAGUUGUGUAUAGUAAGUGGGAUACGACCGGCUCUCUCGUUGUUUUCUGUUCACAGAACCGCGCGCGCGUUUUUGCCGUUCAGUUGGAUCUUAUUUCAGUAGCUUACACGUUGACCGGAGUUCCUCUCGACGCGCUAGAAGCUCCCAUCCGGUGGUGUUAUGUUUUAGUAGAAAAGUGUGUUUCAUCAAGAAACAGAAGGGAACAUAUUGUAAAUUUUUCAGGAGUAUAGAACGUGGAUUACAUUAGAAGUAUUUUGAUUCGUCAUUUGUUGUUGACAACAUUCUCUUCAUAGCCAACAGCGGAAGCAACGAGUUAUCGCCAUCAAUCCUGAUUAGAGAAACGUAACGUGAAUUCGUGUACUGCUUGCUGCUCUGAUCUAACAAUAAUCGAAUUCGGAUGGUCGUAAGCGUAUGAUUGAUCACAGUGCAACGCAAUUGUUACCACCAUAAAUAGCAUCAUCGACGAACAUUGAAACGAGGACCGCCUUCCCGCGAGAUGGGAUGCGACUGUGAAUCAUGCAUAGCGAAAUCGCUACUGUCAGUGUUCAACUUUGUGUUCUUCGUGCUCGGCUCGAUCGUUCUAGGCGUAGGAGUAUGGCUUGCGGUAGACAAAUCAUCGUUCAUAGCGCUAUUGAAAAUGGUUGAGAACGAUCAGCUGGAGCACUUCUCACAGCCCGCGGUUAUAGAGCAGUUGGCGUACUUCCUGAUAGCUAUUGGUGCUGUUAUGUUUUUCCUAAGUUUUCUCGGAUACUGCGGAGCACUGCGAGAAAGUCAAUGCCUUCUGACCACCUAUGGACUCUUUCUGCUGGUGAUACUGAUUCUAGAAGUCACGGCAUGUGGUUUGGCGGCAGCCUACAAAGAUCGUGCCAAGACGGAGACCAAAAACUACUUGCAAGCGACGAUUUCCAAAUACUACUCGAGCAACGAUCGAAACCAAUCCGACGCAGUCACACUAAUGUGGAACUAUCUGAUGUCCGAAAUGCACUGCUGCGGAGUUGACGACUAUCGGGACUUUAACCUGUCCGAUAAGUGGAAUGAGAGCAAAGGCAAUCGAGUCAUUCCCGAAACAUGCUGUAAGCAAACCGCACUUUUUGAACCCACAGACAAAAACUGUUCCAGCUCGCCAUCGGAUAGUAAUAGUUAUUAUAAACAGGGUUGUUACAACGCACUCAUUGACUGGAUCAUGUACAACCGGAAUCUAGUGAUCGUGGUGGCCAUUGGAGUAGGACUAGUGCAGCUUUUGGCGAUAUUCCUCUCGUUUUGUUUAAGCAAAUCGAUCGAAAAAUACCGAGGAAUGCGGUUGUAGGCUCAAACGACCGGUUGAUGGCAGAAAAAAGGGAGAAACAAUUCGACCGCGAGACUAUAGACCAGAGUCUCACGUACAACCGAAAAUUCAAGAAUCUCGAAUUCGCCACCAGCAAACUGGAGCUGAUAAGAGUAAUGUUCAAAAAUGAUUUUAUAAGCUUCUUAUACGAUAAUGGAUCGGUCGAGAUGAUCGGUUGUGGAAAGUGCACUUAUUUUAGGAAACUAGGAAUAAAAGACAUUAAUCGAAACAUCAAAACAAUCAUACACUAGAGGAGAGUUUUCAAGACUCCACGACGGCUUUGAUUCAGACCGAAAAAAAAAUUGUUCGUCGAUGUCGUACAAAACAGUCUGUAAAUUAUGACAAAUCAGAUUUUUACAUCACACUUUAGUGGAUAACUUAUUUUAAGUUGUGAAACAUGGAAUCGAAUAUCUGUUUUUUAAUUGAUUUUAUAUUAACGAUAGCCAAUUGUUUUUGUUUGACUGUUGAGAGAAUAAAUUCGAUAAAGUGAUAUAAACAAAUAA
Messenger RNA from Toxorhynchites rutilus septentrionalis, 1839 nucleotides. RefSeq names its product tetraspanin-9. NCBI's taxonomy places the organism in Eukaryota, Metazoa, Arthropoda, Insecta, Diptera, Culicidae. The transcript is spliced from 8 exons. The record is from RefSeq and is a predicted model, not a curated record. Bases 509 to 1318 code for a protein of 269 amino acids. Gene Ontology annotation, cellular component: membrane.